Molecule: messenger RNA, 2994 nt
Organism: Prorocentrum cordatum
Lineage: Eukaryota; Dinophyceae; Prorocentrales; Prorocentraceae
Source: the annotation of a GenBank genome assembly
AUGCGGCUGCUCCGGGGAGCAGCCGCUGUGCUUGAAGUGCUUGGGGUGGCCCUGGCGCUUGUCGGCGGCUUCGUUGCCUUCGGCCCCUACCAGGACGACCGCACGUGGAACCUCAUGCGCAACUCCGCGAGGUCCGAGGCCGUCGAGAUGCCCGGCCAGGGCUCGACGCACUUCCGGCUGCGGGAGGUCGAAACCGGGAGCUUCUUCUUCCGGUCCGACAAGCGAGAGUGGCGUCGGCGGGCUCCGCCUGUCCUUUUCAUCCCCGGGCACAUGGGCAAGUGGACCCAGGUCAUCAAUAUCGCGGCCUACGUCAGCGCGCAGCGGCCGGUGGCGUUCUUCAGCGCCGACUUCCACGCGUCCGCGUCCGCGUUCCACCCGUCGAUUGUGCUCCAGCAGGCCGAAUUCGUGGCCGAGGCCAUCGGCCGGAUCCGCGAGCUGUACGCAGCGGAGGACCAGCCUGGGACGCAGCUCGUGCUGCUGGCCCAUUCCAUGGGCGGCGCGGUGGCGCAGAAGGCGUUGUGCCGUCUGGGCACGGAUGCAGGCGUCCGGGCACUGGUGAUGCUGUCCACGCCCGUCAUGGGCCACCCCCUCGCCCUCGAGCCGUCCAUGGGCCUCCUUGCCGACGCCCUGCGGAGGGAGUACUGGGGCGUUGUGGCCCCAGGACGCGGUGCUACCGGCGCCAGCAAGCCACUGUGGACGGCCUCUGUGGCAACCGGCGAGACGGAUCCACUUGUGCCCAGCGAGGUGGCCGUCAUUCCUCCUGGAGCCGUGGGAGCGGCCAUGGAGACGGCCACGAUGCGGGACCUUCACUCGUGCUUUAGUCACGUCAACUUGCUUUUUUCGCGGCACAUGUUGCACUCGGUCGCCGCUCUCCUGGGCGACGCCGUCGACGGUCAGGCCUUGCCAGAGGCCUUCAGGUCGCCGCUGACAGCCCUCUUUCGCCAGCCGGCGCCGCUGGGCGCCGGCGGAGGCAGCUCUGGAAGCAGGCCCGGCGGGUGGAGGCUGGUCGCGUCGCCGCCGUCGGCAGGCGCAGCGGCGCCCGUGGAGCCGCUGAGCGCGGGCGCCUGGCGCACCGCCUGCGCCGCCUCUGCCCGCCCUGGCGCAGUGGAGUGGCGGCGGCUCGAGGCUGGCGCGUCGCACCUGCUGCUGGCACCCAGCGGUGGGGGUGGCGCCUUUUUCACGCUGUUGUUGCUGGAGAAGCCGAGGCGCAUCAAGCGGCAGCUGGAGAGGAACACGCGGGGCGAUGACUUCCUUCCCGAAGACAGGGUGCAGUGCUCGGAGUUGGCCACCGUGCGCAGCGCGAGGAUUGCUCCAGGCAGCGAGCUCUUUGACGAUGCCUCCCUUGUCAGUACGCUCGAUUCUGCCGCGUGGCAGGACGUGUCCGGCCUUGACUUGCAGUACCCAGCCAAGGCAUGCGUGUUCCACGUGCAGGCGCCCACAGACAUUCCAGCUGGACAGGUUUUCGCCGUGUCCGUCGAGCGGCACGCCGACUCGGAGUCCGCGAGCCGCAAGGGUCCCACAGUGGUGGGCUGGGCGCACUGGCACGGCGACCCGCUGGGGGCGCCCGGGCGAGGAGAAGUCAGUGGAUGGCCCGCGGCGGUGGCGGCGUUGCCCGCAGUGGGCGGCGCCCUGGACUGGGCUGCGUCGCUGCUGCGCCCGCGGGAGGUGCUAUUGCCAGCGGGCCACGCGGUCGUGUGCCGGCUGGAGCUGCCGUCCUCGCCCCUGGCGCCGUUCCUGCCUGUGGAUGUGCGCGUGGCCGUGGGGGCGUCUGCGCCUUGGGGUCUGCAGGCCGUGUUUCUCGCGGCGGCAUCGGUGGACGCCGAGGUGCAUGUUGGCGCUCUUCGCAACGGCGCGGCGAGCAGCUUGCUGGGCUGGGCUGCCGAGUCCUCCGCGGGCCUCUUCUCGCCCCGGUUCGCGCCCGGGCAGCCGCCGCGGGCGAACGCAGAGUUGGUGUCCUCGCCAGUGCUCUUGGUCCUCUCCGACCCCACGGCAGAGCUGAGGGUGGCGGUCGCGGGCAACCUGUGGUCAGCCUUGGGCAGGUGUUUCCGGACUUACUUGGGAUACAUACUGGCAGCCUGGCUGGGGGCGACGCUGGCGCUGGGCCUGGCCGACGGCAGGCCGGGAGCCGAGCGCAGCGGUGCGGUCUGUAUCCUCGCCUGGGCCGGGGUGUCGAUCGGAUGCUCCUCUCUCUGCUCGGAGGCUGCCGGCACCACCGUGGACGCAGGUUACUCCCCGGGCGCCCCGCCGCUCGCGGCCGCGGCGCUGAUGCACCUCGUCGGCGCGGCCCUCGCGUGUGCGUGCCGCAGGGCCACGGCGUGCACGUCGGCGGUGCUGGAGCGCGCCGCGUCCCGCUGCUGCCCGUGCCGGCCCGCGGCGGAGCCCAGGAUGGCCCGGGCCUGGUGCCUCGCGGAGGCCGCCGGCUGGCUUGCGGCCGCCUGCGCGCACCCUUCGGGAUGCUUGGUCGCCCUGCUGGCGCGGUCCUCCGUGGGGCUGGCCCUCGCGAGGCAGCCGCGCCGGCGAGCCGCGGCCGCGGCGGCGGGGCAGCCGUCGGCCCCGGGGGCUGCGGCCGAGCUGGAGGGCGCCUGGCUGGCCAGCCUGGUGGAGCUGCUGAGGCUGGACUCGGAGACCUAUCCCCGGACGCCCGCAGAGGAGCUGCUGGCGGCGCUGCCGGGCUCUCGGCACGCCGCCUCGCCCUGGGUGGACUCGUGGCUGCUGGGGCCCCGGCCGGAGCUCCGCGGCGGCGGCCCGCCGCUCCCGGCCCUCGGGCUCGUGGCCCCGGCGUUGGCCGUGUCGCUCCGCGGGCUUCGGCCGGUGCCGGCGGCCGCCUCGAGGGCGUGCGACUGCGCCCUGGCCGUCCUCGGCGGCGCGCGCCGGGGAGGCCCGAAGAGGGGCAGGGCGGCGCCAAUCGAGCCCGCGCUGGCCGCGCACGCGCUGGCGCAGCUGGCGGCGUGCACCUCCUGGCACGGGCGCGCCGGCGCGGACAAGGUCGACUGA